CAGGUAUUACGUCUGAUUGGGAGCGGCUGCUGCCACGAUUCAACAUCAUCCCUCUGUCAACCAUCCCCUCUCUCUCUUCCGUUAGCGCGCCACCGUCCCUCAUCACUCCUCUUGCUCACCCACCUUACUCUCUCUCUCUGGAUCUCCCCCCACCCCCCUUCUCUCUCUCUCCCUCUCUCUGCUGGAACGCACGUCCGGGGAUAAUAUUCUCGCUCUCUCCGUCUUUUGCUGCUGCAGAACGGACCGUAAAGCUUCACGCCUUCAUCCUCUUCUUCCCUGCCAGACCGGGAACUCAGAUCAAGUCAAAGCUCUACUUCUGAGAUCUCUUGCCUUGGCUAGCAGAGAAAGAACCAUUUGCUGGAACAACACCUGUUUCCCUGUCUGUGUGGACACGGGAAUCCAGCUGGGCCACAGAGAGUUUUCCACAAACACAUGAACAAGCUGAAAUCCAUCCAUCAGUAGAAAGGACAGUUUUUGAGGAGCUCAUUGGCAUUUAGACCUGAGGAGUGACACUCCACGCAACCGACAGUGUCCUCAAGUGGGAAGGACUCUACCCACUGCUCUUCGGAGCUACUACAGUAGAGGUGCUUCUUUCUUGGGUUACUGGCUGAGGUGUUAUACCCAGGUGCACGUGUGCAGGCUUUCAUUGCUGACAACUGGCACAUGAUCUGAGAACAUCAAAUUUGAGGCAUUCUACCUUUCGUCUGAGAUCGAGCACGUCCUCGUUGGUGCUAUCGAGUCAUACGGUUUUACGGGGCCAUGAGUAGCUGCUGGGUUGACAGUCUCCAAAACCCUUUGACAUGGAACACCUAAAAUGGGGACAGGACUUGCUGCCAUGCUGCAACCUCAGCUCUAAUUGUUGAGAAGGAAGCCUUUACAUUAACUGCUCUGUCUAUUUAAACUUGCCUCCCGAUUUGCAUCGGUUCCAGCGUUGAACUUGAACUGCUGCUCUAUCCAUCCUUUCCCCGACCCCCCUACCCUUUUACUGAGGUGGCACUCAGACAUCCAAACCAUGGCCAGCAGACUGUCCCCUCUCUCUCCAACCCUGUGUCUCUCGCUCCUGCUCCCUGCACUGUUGCUCCUCCACCUGUCUGGCACAGUGAAAGGGGAUUGCUGGCUGAUAGAGGGGGAAAAAGGUUACGUUUGGCUUGCUAUCUGCAGUCAGAACCAGCCUCCAUAUGAGACCAUCCCCCAGCACAUCAACAGCACGGUGCAUGACCUGAGGCUGAAUGAGAAUAAACUUAAGGCCGUGCUCUUUACCUCCAUGUACCGCUUUACAAACCUUACUGACCUCAAUCUAACCAAGAAUGAAAUCAGCUACAUUGAAGAUGGCGCCUUUGCUGGACAGGCCAACCUACAGGUUCUUCAACUGGGCUACAACAAACUAACCAACCUGACUGAGGGCAUGUUGAGAGGUCUGGGUCGAAUGCAGUGCCUCUUCUUGCAACACAACCUCAUUGAGGUCAUUGCCACCAAUGCCUUCUGGGAGUGUCCCAACCUCAACAGCCUAGACUUAUCUUCCAACAAGUUGGCCCGUCUUGACCCAUCUACUUUAACGGUUCUCAGCAGACUGACAGUAUGUGAACUAGGUGGAAACCCGUUCCACUGUGGCUGCGAGCUUUACAGUUUUCUCACUUGGCUGGAUGAGUUUAACAAUGUCACCCGCACCUAUGACCGUCUCCAGUGUGAAACACCUCCAGAAAUGACUGGCUAUCCACUCUUGAGUCCCGGGUAUGGAAAUGGAAGAAAUGCUCGAAACAUAUUAUUAUCAAUGUGUCGUGAUGGUGUGAUAAUUCCAGGGAUGACCUCUCAGAUGCCAGAUCAAGAUGGCUCAGGGAUGGGUUUGGACCAAGACCAAGGUGUGUACCAUCAGCCAACCACCUCAUCCACUGCUGACCCUAUCUAUAACCCUCAAAUUUCUAUGAAGCUUCAAACAGUUGCUCCGUACACAGCUUCACUAAUAGUCAAGAUCCCACAUCCCUACAGUAAGAUGUAUGUUCUCUCCCGGUAUAACAACACUUCUCUUGAAGAGGACAUAUCCCUCAAGUCAAGCAAAGCCACGAUAACUUUGAAGGGGCUGAAACCACAGUCCAAUUACACCUGUUGUGUGGCUUCUGUAAGGAAGUCUCAAAAGUACAACCACACCUGCAUGUCUUUUACCACACGAGCUACUGGACCACUGGACCACCGAACGAAUCCUUCCACAACAACCCACUACAUCAUGACCAUCCUGGGAUGUCUGUUUGGCAUGGUCAUUGUUCUUGGAUUUGUCUAUUACUGUCUGAGGCGCCGACGCAUCCAGGAAGAGAAGGAAAAAGCAAUUAGUGUGAAGAAAACAAUUUUGGAAAUGAGGUAUGGCCCAGAAGCAGCUGCAGCUGUAGUCAAUGACCCAAAUGCCAUGCAGCGUCUUCAGGAGCAGGCUCACCACCAGCAUCACCAUUCAGGCGGUGCAGGAGCCAAGCUGCCCCAAUCUGCCUCCUCUAGCACAGGCAUGCUUCACGGUUCAGCCAACACCAGUUCUUCCCGCCUCUCCACCUUGCCACAGGUGGAAAAAAUGGCCACUGCCUUCUCUGAGGCUAUGGGUGGCAAGGGUAACUACAUGGAUAUAAGGACAACGGGAAUGGCAGGGGAAGGCAGGGAGGCAGUGAUGGCAGCUGGAGGAGCAGGGCCAGGAGGGGAAGUAGUUGUGGAUAUGCGAGGUGGGGCUGAGAAUGGGACGGAGGCUGGGGAGGAUUCAGAUGAUGACGGUCGUGGCUCAGCAUCAGAGAUCUCCACCAUUGCUAAGGAGGUCGAUAAGGUGAACCAGAUUAUCAACAACUGCAUUGAUGCCCUGAAGCUGGAUGCCUCAGCUAAUGCUGUGACCACAGCUGACAAUACCAGUUCUGUGUCCUCCCAGCCUCCUUGCAUAGCAUCGCUCCCGCGCAACCUUCUCCCCCUCUCUCCAGGUCACCCUGGAGAUCAGAUCAUGGCUUCCUCUCCAAAGGUGCACCCUAAGCCUCACCUUCAACCUCAUCCACAACCUCAUCCUCAGCCAAUUCCUCAACCACAUCCUCAGCCACAUCCUCAGUCCCAUUCUCAGCCCCAUUCUCAGCCUCAUCCACAGCUCCAUCAACAGCCUCACCCGCCUUCAAUGGCCCCAGUGCCCCUGGUCAUGCCCUUAUCUGAGCGGCCUGGUAUCAGCGGGGGUGGAUUUCUCUCCCCUCCUUACCGUGAUCCACCCCCAGCCAAUGCAGUGCGGCCCCUUCAGAGGCAACUGAGCGCAGACACUGCUGUGGUUAAGAACCGCUGUGGUCCCCCUUCUGCAGGCUCUGCCAAGAACACAAGAGUGUAUAGUGUAGACAUCCCUGAGCAGCGCAGUGAUCCUCCCAAGUACCCAGGAGAAAAGGGUAGCCCCGUGGGUUGUGUUGGAGCGGGAGGAAGUGGAGGAGGUGGUGGAAUAGGAGGCUGUAACGGAAAUGGAAUGGGAAAUAUUAAUGGCGGAGGCCUGAGCUUAAAUGGGGGAGGAAUGGGAUGUAAUAGUGGGAAUGGAGGUGGCGCUGUAAGCUCUGGACAGCAGCAACAGCAGCACUUGGAAGUUCAGCCAGACUAUCAUAGCUCUGAGCACCGCCACUCCUUUCCUGCACUCUACUAUGAGGGUGGCAAUGAAUCGCCUUCACCAUCCCAAAAGGCUUCGUUUCUCAAGCCACUUGGGCGCACCAAGAGGGAUGCCACAUCCACCUACUCCCAGCUCUCACCUUCUCGUCACCACAACUACAACUCUGGCUACUCUUCCAGUCCAGAGUACUCAUCUGAGAGCACACUGCGAAUCUGGGAGCGAUUCCGACCUUACAAGAAAAGCCCUAGAGAGGAAGCAUCCUAUAUAGCAGCAGGGCAUGCUCUGCGCAAGAAGGUGCAGUUUGCCAAGGACGAGGACCUUCAUGAUAUUUUGGACUACUGGAAAGGUGUUUCCGCCCAGCAGAAGCUGUGAGCUGGGGAGCAAAGCUUAUGUCCUAAGGGAGAUUGUGGAAUGAAUGCCAACAGCAGACUACUGAAGAGGAACAUAUUAAUGUAGCAAGACAGAUAAUGUUUCCUCAGAGGUGUCUAGCGACACAGGUCAUUCAGGCGCCUGUUCAAGAAUUAAAGAGGUAUUCUCCUGGUGAUUUUUAAAAAUUGAUUUUGUGAAAAUCCAUUGACAUUUUCAGAGGCUAUUUCCAAGAUUCUCCUCUGUCUUCACCUCAACACGAAUGAUUUUUAACGAGAAUCCUGCCUCACCCUGGGCACUUUGGUCCUUUCAGGCUUCACAGACCUGUUGACUAAUCACUAAUGAUCAAAGGCGAGGUGAUGACAAGCAAACGUCUUCUACCUCACUGCUGGCAAACUGGAGCUCAGCUAUCUCCCCAGAAACAGCACCCAUCAUGACUUAAGCGCCAUCCGUUUUUUCUCUAAUCCCAUCAAGCCGUUAUUCACAAAACAAUCAUUCCAUGGCACGGCAGUACCUGCUGUCCUAUAGAAACAUCAUUUAGGAUGGUAAUGAGGAAGCAGGGUGAAGAAUUAGGUGUGUUUUGUUUUAGAAAAGCCUGAAUCUCCCUCUUUAGGGAAGACAUUAAAUGAUACUUAUCAGGUUAAUUGUUCUUCCUGGCGAUUAGCCGGUGUGAGAAUAGUUCAGGAACGCUUUGUGUUGCGCACACUCAUUGAUUUGAAGCACCUACAAACAGAUAUUCAGUAGUGUAUGGACAUGCACGUACAGUUUCUGCAUGCUUGAGUGAUUACUUGUGUGUGAAAGAGUAAAGUUCUGGUUGUCGGUGAGUCGUUUAUUAUUCUCAAGCUCACCCAAGGUAGCAAAGCCUGUACAGCUAAUAUAUGGAUAACAACAAAGUCAGGAAGUUAUGAGUGAAUGUGAGUGAGUACAUAACUGUGUAUUGUCUGUUGAGAUAGCAUGAAGACCCACAGGCAUUUUUGUCCCAUAGUCCAUUUCUUAUUUACAGUUGUAGCAUAUUUCUUUUCAUAAGGGAAGUUAUGAGAUGAAAAAUUUACAUUUCAAUAGUCCAAGUCUUGCAGAAAUUACUUUAGGUUGAGUUAUGCAGGUUUACAGGACAGCCAUUAGCUCCUAUAUUAAAGAAAAUGGUAAUCAUGUUUAGGAAUAGAGGCAAACUAAGAAUAAGUAAGGGUUUACUGUAGCAGCAUCUCAUUUUUAACAAUUUCCCCAUUAUGCAGACAGACUUCAGUGUAUUGUCAGUUGCCUUUGAAUCAACUGAAUGCAAGGAACCCUAAAAACAAAAAAGUGAAAUGCUUCCACUACUACACGUUAAGAUGAAAUGAAUAAUACGCAGGGUGAAGACCCUAGGGAUGUACUCUGACGCUACACUAUAUAUGACCACCUUGUGCUCUGGGUGGAAGCUGGUAGCUCGCUAGACCUGGACCAAAGUGCCCUUGGGAGGUAUGACUUUACAGGUUUCCAUUAUAAUCUUUUCCAUUGUGGUCAGCAAAGUAUAAAGAAAACAAAGGAAAGUUACAGCCUUGGUUUAUUUAGGAUUAGGGUUUAAAACUAUGGUUAAUACAAUGAAAAUGGAUUAGAGGAGCAAGGCUUGGGACUGUUGUGGACUAAACAAGAGACCUUGAGCAUUUUUAUUUAAUUUUCUGCCCAAAUUCCUAUUACAAGCUAUAAAUUCUUAAAAUGCAAAUAUAACUCAUUUCCCUCUGUUUUUCUGCCAACUCUGUCCAACUUAAUGGGAUAAAUUAAUGACUAAUUUUUGAAGGCUGAUGUUGUACCAUCAUCUGAGGUCAGAAGGCUCUGCUGAUAUUAUUAACUCUGCAGGUUUCAGAGCUUGACUGAAAUUAAUAACAGAUAGCCUUGUUUCGCUGUCUGUCUACCCAUUUUUUAUUUAUAUAAUGUCUCAUCAUUUUGUAUUUCCCUCCAUGUUUUGCAGGCAGGAAUGAUAGUCAGACACUGGCGUGAAAAACAAAAAGUCAUUCAUCUUCACUUGUGCAGGUGAAGGUGAAAUUAGGCUAUAACCUUCUGGGCUAUGUUCUUUCUGCUUUGAGUAUGAUUGGUCUGGAUUGGCCUGUUUGCAAGGCAUGCAAGUAAUGCAUUCUUAUUUGAUUUUCCACAGGAUUUAAUCUGAUGUUAUUGUUUUGAUAGGCCUUGAAUCAAGCCACCAUUGAAAGUGUGAGUUUGAUGGGGCAUUUAUUUACUCUUUCACCUAUAAAAUGUACGUCUAAAGAAUAGGCAGAGUCGCAAAGGUCAGCGCAAAUGACCCAAAUCUGCUGUGAGAAAUAGAAACGAUCAUGUUUAAAAGCAGUUGGGACAUGUCAUUUUAUUAGAUUUUUUAACACUGCACUUUGUUCUGCAUAAAUUGUCCCAUCCAAAUAUGUUAGAAUUUGCCACCCUUUGACACUAAAAGAAAUGUCUGAUUGUAAUAUAUUUAAUUUGUCUGAAUGAAAAUCACCUUCACUUCCACUGCAGCAGUGUGAUGGCACAAUCUCUCAAAACCUGGACCAAAAAACCAAAACAAAGACAAGUCAGAGAAUGUUUUUGCUUUUGAUAUUCUAUUAUUUUGAGUAAUAACUGGCAUUUCUAUGUCAUCUGUGGCAGUCAGUGCAAUAGACCCACUGGUGUUUGCAAUGGGAUGUCAGCAGAAUGUCAUUACUUUAUCAUUAGAUCAAUAGAACCUAAUUUGGGUGAGUGGUAGCGCAUAAAAAAUCCACAGUGUGAAUUCCCUUGGGCACUCAGUUGGACCGUGUCCAUUUUUUAUAAAGUGCCUAGUGUUCUAUUUUUGCCUUUUGUUCAAGUUUUACUGGCAGCUCCCCUAUUUGUAACGUACAAAAGGAAUCACCAAUCAAUUAGUUUUAAAUUAGUACCACAGGCUAUGCAGGGGUAGAAGCUUUUUAAAAAAAUAAUGGCUUCACUUGGAAGAAGAAGGGGAGCUGAGGUUACCCUCACGUACCCCGAAGGCAUUUCUUUAGAUGUAAGGAAUAACAUUAGCUCAGUUAUUCAUGGAAUUAUUCAUAGUUUCCAAUUUGCCAUACGUCACACCAUUACCAAGACCAUCACUCACUUUUGUCCACCAGUCCAGUGUUUAUUUAAAUCUAUAAAAUUACUCUUUAACCAAGCUGUUCUCCAAGCAGACUUUUUCCUCUGCCCCGGAGAGGAGUUCAUACAUGGUGACCAAGCUUUGCUCUUCUUUACUUCCACUGGUUGAUACUGACAAAUGUACAGAUUCUAUAACCUGGGAUUUGAUAGAGUGCAUCUUCUUUCCAGUCUGUGUACUUAACCAUGGUCAUGUAUGAAAUCGUAGGCCUUCAGAAGUUAAAGGUAACAGGGAACAAUUGAGAAAGCACAGCUUGUGGCAGUCUCACAAGUCAAACUACCUUUACCCAGAGGAGAGGAAUUCAAGAGUACAAUUAAACUGGUAAUCAGGCAUUGUGUAUGCUCUGAACAAAAAUAAUUCGCUAGGCUUCUUUUUUUUUUGUGCCACAAAACUGGCAUUAACAUCACGAUUCUAGUCCUGGUACUUUGGGAGGAAUGGGUCUGGUCUAAAAGCUUUUUAUUAAGUUAUAAACUAGAAGGAUAGUUUCUAUAUGCCUCAAACAAAUUCACGGUGGUUUCUAGACAAUAUCACUGGCUGCCUCGGGGAGUCAUUGCUGCGCAAGUUUGGCUUCUUAUUUCAGUUUCGUAAGUUUCUGAAGUUCAGGCUUAUUGAAAAACACAAAUCAAUAGUCAUGGAAAAUCACAGAACAACCCUGCUCAUUUCCUCCCUUUGGAGUUGUAGUUGUUCUAAAUGUGAACCUCAGGCACAGAAACCAAUGGGUUGCAAUGGUUCCCAGGGAAUGGCAGCGAGGUCUCUUUGCUCCUUUUUAAUUAAACUUAUGAAUCCAUAGGAUGAAGUCUGCAGUGGAAACACUGGCUUUGUAUUAAUGCUGUAAACAUUAAAACACUAUACAGAUAGCGUCUGGCUGAAGUAAACUCAGAAGAAUUCCUCCCUCUAUCCCUUUUUGCCUAUUUUUCCUUUACCAUUAACAAGGUAAUGGACCACAGAAGCCUAUGCUGCAAAUAUAACUUUUUGCCCGUUCUCCUUGAGUUUAAUAUCACUGUAGAAAAUGGGAGUCUUGGGUGAGAAGUAUGUGCUACAGGAAGUGUAACGUCCUGACAAUUUAAUCUCUUAACCUAUCUUGGCACAUUUAUCUGCAUUCUGCUAAACAAGAUAAUCAAUUUAUGUUGUAAACAUGUAAAAUAUGAUACAUUUUUAGAUCAGAUUACAUUUCAGAAGCCACAGUUUGGUGCAAUUUGAAGACGUGCAUUUUUUGUGUUAAAGCGUGACACGAUGGGACAGUCUUGCUUUCCCGGGCCAGGUUUAAUUUACUGUUCAUUCUGAGCUCUCCCUCCCUCCCUGCUGCUCUUGGAGAUAUUUUUUUCAGCUAUGCUUUAAUUUCUGUAUUUGUUUAUUUUACUUCAGAGUUUUCAACAUACUGAUCUAAGGACCUGUAUUACAGGACCUGUAAUAAUGGAAAAGCAGUUAUCAGCAGUUCAGUGCUAUUCUCAUUUUAUCCAGACUGUGUGUUAUGUUUGGGUUAAACCAAGUACAGACAGAGCUGUUGUACUUGGAGUUUGAGUUUUCAUGGAUUGUGAUAAAUACUAAUUGAUAGGCAGAGCCAAAGGUCCUCCAGUCUCACCACAGACUAUUUAGAAGCUGAAGGGAACGAACCACAAUCUGGUAAAUCAAGUGAUCUGUUGCGGAAGCUUAAGAUUCGCAUACGAUUAAGAUAAGAAGUUUCUGAAGGCAAUUUUCUUAGACUUGGAGAAGCUCCAACUUUCAAGAAGCACAGACUUUCAGUUAAAGUGUUUGGUGCAGUUCACCAUUGGUUUUGCUAGGUUAUCAGCCAAGCUAGCAGUUACCUGAGAGCUAGUGAGGAAUUCACUGUGGUUUCCAGUCUAUCUGAUUGCAUCCAGAAACAUUGUAUUCUUCUCCUGCUGGAAAUCAAAAGUGAACCAAGAAGUUUCAGACUAUUUGACAUUCCUAAGUUUGUCUGGUGAUGCCAGGCUAGUUUUCUACCCUGGAUGGUCAUACUUACAUUAACUAUCAUUUCUGAUCUCUGCCAAAUAACAGUCACUUCUGCCCCCCCCCCCCUUCCCCCAUUUGAAAAACACCAUUUCACACCCCUUUCAGAGGUGUCAGUUUAAUUAACUACUUUCAACACUUUAAAUUUUAAGCACUGUGAAACUAUAUUGCUUACUGGCACUGAGAAAGAAGCUCUGUGACUUGUCUGCAUCAAACUAGAGGCUUGAUAACAAGUCCAAACCCCCGAAGAACCCCGAAUUGACUUUUGUCUUUGGCUAUUUGACUGGCUCCACAGAGGAAGCAGGACUGUGAUUUUAAAAAUGUCUGUCUGCUGUUGAAGUUGAGUCGUCAGUUGGUUGAUUUAUUUGUGGGUUGACGGUAGAUCCGCUGACCUUUCGGCUCACUGUCAACCGAACAAGAGAGACUGACGGAGGGAGUUGCCUCGUGAAACCAACACGCAACAAAAACAGAAGAGUUUUUUUUACCGGUGGCCAACUGUGACAAACACACACUCUUACACAACUCCACAAAACACACAAACGCUAAUGUAGAGAAUCAAUGAAUAUACUGUACGUGUUUGAAUAGUUUAGAGUAACACUUUAUGGACAUAAAAUGUAAGAACACACACUACAUACACCUUCCCACACACGAGCAUAUAUACCUACACACAUUUGUAUACGAAAACACCUUGGCACACACACACACACACACACACACACACACACACACACACACACACACACACACACACACACACACACACACACACACACACAGACCAUAUUCACACUUGCCUACACAAAACAUGGACUGAAUAUAUUUCUAUCCACGUUUACAGACACAUAUGUCUUAAAAGUGCCAAAACGGCGAGUUUUAUAUGCAGAUGGAGUGGAACCAAACAUCUGUAGAAAUGAACUCAGUGUCUUUACAGGCCUAAGAGCCCGAGUGUCUGUUUUUGUUUCUGUAUUUACCUCCCUGUAUAAUUGGUGUUUCUUUUCUGCACUGUUCCUGUUUUCGCUGUUGUAAUUCUCAUACUCUGUUCCAGUCUGUACUUCCUGUAGAAUGAAAUCACUUACUGUGAAUGUUAUGUUGAGUUCUCAUGGGUCCUUCUGAUCUGUCCCGCUUUAAAAUGAAUAGUUGUAGCAGUGACGUAUGUUUAAUCACAGAUUUUUUCACACCUGCAGAAGCCCUCCUGCUCUGCAGACACAGAUCAAAUGAGAGCACAAAAUAUCACCACAGUUAUUGUACGUGUGAAAAAGUAGGGUUUGAUUCACCUUUGGACAAUCAAAGUCUCUCUCUCUCUCUCUCUCUCUCUCUCUCUCUCUCAAACACACACACACACACACAA
Haplochromis burtoni (Burton's mouthbrooder) is the source of this 10383-nucleotide messenger RNA. RefSeq names its product protein phosphatase 1 regulatory subunit 29. The transcript has 8 exons. The coding region runs from base 1013 to 3967 and encodes 984 amino acids. Gene Ontology annotation, cellular component: plasma membrane. Gene Ontology annotation, molecular function: protein binding. NCBI's taxonomy places the organism in Eukaryota, Metazoa, Chordata, Actinopteri, Cichliformes, Cichlidae. The record is from RefSeq and is a predicted model, not a curated record.